AUGCAUCCUUAUUUUGUUGCGUCUAUAGUAGUUAGCGUUGCAGUUGUUGGCUUUGUAGCUUAUACAGUUUAUAAUGAAAUUUUAAACGAGCCAAUUCCAGUUUAUUCCAUAGCUGGAGGCAACAGAAACGAUUCAAAGGAUUCCUCUAGUGAAAAAGAUUCAGAUUCAGAUUCUGAUUUAUCUGAUAGAAACGCUACAGAAGAAAGGAUAGAAGAACAACUUUUAGAAAAUUUAUCGUAUCUUAAUAUUUUAGAACAAGAAUUACACCGUAAAAGUAAAGAAAUAGAAAAUGAGGAGCGAAUUUUGAAAGAGAGAGAACAAGAACUUGAAAAUAGGAAGCAACGCUUAAAAUCCAUCAGUUCAAAAUCCAGCUCUGAUUCUGAUUUAUCUAAAAACACAAAGAAUACUUCUGCUACUAACACUAUUUUAGACAAUGACAGCAAUGAUGAAAUUCCAUCAAAAGAUGUUGAACAACAUUCUUUAUAUAAUGAAAGUAGCUUUUAUCCUGACACAGCUGUACAAUCAAUUCUCUCGCAAGGUUUAUCAAGUAUUAGUAGUCAUCACCUGCAAUCAUCUGUUGAUAGUGCGUAUAAUAGUGAUGAUGAUGAUGACGGACAAAUUCUUGAUCUUCCAAACAAUUCUCGUUUUUUAUCACCCAAUCCAUCAGAAGAUGCGUGGUCUGAAAUUGGAUCUAUUAUUUCAGAGGAUGUUGGAAGUGAAAUGUCAUCUGCAGUUGACAUUGAUAUGGAAGAAACACAAAUCCUAAUCUGGGCUCAACCAGUUUUGAUUCCUUUCUUUAUGAUACAUUCAGUGAGAUUAACUUACAUCUUAAUAGAAGAACAACAAAAUAGUCAAUACAAUGGACCUAAAUUUAAAUUACCACUUGUUUUAAAUGUUUAUCAAGGUUUAUUGUCAUGUUCUGCGCCGAUUUUUACAUUGGUAGAAGCAAUUGCUACUUCCAUGCUUAUUUUAGAAAUUAGACAUUAUGUCAAAGAAACGCUCGAGGAUGAAGAUUUGAUACAUAAUAAGGUGUUGAUAUUUUUCCUUUGA
Entrophospora candida is the source of this 1050-nucleotide messenger RNA. The record is from the annotation of a GenBank genome assembly. Lineage: Eukaryota; Fungi; Glomeromycota; Glomeromycetes; Entrophosporales; Entrophosporaceae.